AUGUCCUCGCCCGAAAUGUCGCCGCAAACUGCAACAACCACUACUACCACAGAGCCCGCCUCAGCAGUCUCAACACCACCAUCCUCGCCACCAGCAGACGACCAGAACGACGACGGCGACUACAAAGAUGAACCUAAAGAUGGCGUCGUCAAAGAAGAAAACAAAAUGGCUGUGGACAUCGAGGACGACGACGAGAUGGACCACAAAUCCCGCGCCCUGACCAACCUUCUCAAGACCAGCUCCGUCUUCGUAGCCAUCAUGGCAGACAAAAUGAAGGAGCAGCAGAAGAAAAGCGCCGAAGAUGCGAAGCGGGCUGCUGCGAAAAGGAAACGAGACGAGGAGCAGGCGGACAAGGAGAAGGGACCUGUCCGCAAGUCUGCGCGUGUUGGUGCCGAGGAGGCAGCAGAUGAUGAGAAGGAGAACGGCGAGGGGAAGAAGAAGAAGAUGCCGACUCGAGGUCGAGGGCGACCGGCAGCCAAUAAGGCGCAGGACAAGAAGAAGAACAUCAUGGACUACAUGAAGAACGAGGACAUCAACACAGAAGAGGGCCCAUCCGUACAGGAAGCGCUAGCAGACGAGGCCGACAAGUACGAAGGCGAAGGCCUGGGCGCACAAACCGACCUCGUCGCCACAGAACAGCCAGCUCUCAUCACUGGUGGGAAGAUGAAGCACUACCAGCUGGAAGGUCUUGAGUGGCUGAAGUCCCUGUGGAUGAAUGGUCUCUGUGGCAUCCUGGCAGACGAGAUGGGCCUGGGCAAAACGCUGCAGGCUCUGUCCAUGAUCGCGUUCUUCAAAGACAACAACAUCUCCGGCCCAUUCCUGAUCGCAGCGCCACUCAGCACCGUCAGGAAUUGGAUCGAGGAGUUUAAGUUCUGGGCGCCGGGCAUCAAGACAGUGCUAUAUCACGGCAGCAAGGACGAGCGGGAGAAGAUCCGGCGGAAGCAGAUGAAGAUGAAUGAGCAGUCCAAGUUUGAGUUUCCCGUCGUGGUGACGAGCUACGAGAUAGUGAUGAACGACAAGAAGUUUCUGGCGAACUAUCAGUGGCGGUACAUCAUUGUGGAUGAAGGACACAGGUUGAAGAACAUGAGUUGUCGGCUGAUCAAGGAGUUGAUGAGCUAUAAUUCGGCAAAUCGGCUGUUGUUGACUGGCACUCCGCUGCAAAACAACAUUGCGGAACUGUGGAGUUUGCUUCACUUCUUGCUGCCGGAGGUGUUCAAUGAUUUGGAUAGUUUCGAGCGGUGGUUUGACUUCACCGAGGUUUUGGAGGAUAAGGAAGGAGAAGACGGCGGCAAAGGAAGUAAGCGGAAGACCAGUCUCGUGUCGACUAUGCAUGCCAUUUUGAAACCGUUCUUGCUGAGAAGAGUCAAGACGGACGUUGAGUCCAGCUUGCCAAAGAAGAGAGAGUACAUUCUGUACGCGCCAUUGACGGCGGAGCAGAAAGAUCUGUAUAGGGAGAUUCUGGCAGGAACGUCAAGAGCGUAUCUCGAGGAGAAGGCCGUAGAGAGGAUCGAAUCACGCCAGGCCUCCAGGCCUGCAAGCCUGAAGAGGAAGGCCAAUGGAUCUGGAAGGACCACGCCAGCAAAGUCUCUGAAGUCGACGAGACACUCAACGCCUAUGUCUGAAGCCUCGGUGGGAUCCGUAAGGCGAGGCAGGAAGUCGAAUCGAAACAGCACGUAUCGCGAAAUCACCGAUGGCGAAUUUAACAAGAAGCUUCGUGCUCUGGAGAAGGCGAAUGAUGAUGAGGAGAUCGACAUCAAUAAUGCCAGCGACGACGAAACUCCACAGCUAUCUUCGUCCGAAGAAUACGAACAGCAGCGUGCCCACACAUUGAAACUGGCAAAGAAAGAAAUCUCCUCCAAAAAGCUCCAGAACCCGAUAAUGCAAGCCCGCCUGGCCUGCAACAGCCCGCACAACUUCUACUGGCCCUUCGGCCCCCAACUCGCGGCUGGCGAGGACGACCAGGAAGACAUGUAUGAGGACAACUACACCGAAGUCGACGAGUCUCUCAUCACCGCAUCCGGCAAGAUGCUCCUCCUCGAUACCUUACUCCCACGCCUCUUCAAACUCGGCCACAAGGUCCUCAUCUUCUCGCAGUUUAAGACCACCCUCGACAUCCUCUCCGCUUAUGCCUCAGAUCUCCGAGGCUGGAAAACGUGUCGUAUCGAUGGGUCCAUCGCACAGGACGAGCGGUACGAGCAGAUCACGGCAUUCAACACGGACAAGUCCUACCAGCUCUUCCUCUUGAGCACUCGCGCUGGCGGACAGGGCAUCAAUCUGACAGCCGCAGACACUGUGGUCCUGUUCGACUCAGACUGGAACCCACAGCAAGACUUACAAGCCAUGGACCGCGCUCACCGGAUCGGGCAGACUCGGCCUGUGAUUGUUUACCGCCUCGCUACACGUGGCACAGUAGAAGAGAGUCUAUUGCUAAAAGCAGAUGGCAAGCGGCGCCUCGAGAAACUCGUCAUCCAGAAAGGCAAGUUCAAAAGCUUGUUCGAUGGAGUCGAUGGCGCAAGCAAGAAACUUUCAGCCACGGAAGCGGACGCUCUGAAGGGCCUGCUGAAUACUGACGGCGGGCAGGAAUGGGAGAAGUAUGACAUCGCAGAUGACAAGGCUGGGGGAAAGCUACUGACAGAGAAGGAGCUGGCGAUCUUGACGGAUAGGAGCGACAAGGCGUACGAGCGCGCUGAGAAGGGUCUGGAUGCUGGGUUGAAGGGCAAGGAAGAGGGUGGAGCGAAAUUCACAGUUGCGUUGACGAGGAGAGAUGGUGCGUUGGAGGAGCUGACUACGAAGAGCGGGACUCGUACCUAG
This is a messenger RNA of Cyphellophora attinorum, 2811 nucleotides long. RefSeq names its product Lymphoid-specific helicase. The transcript has a single exon. Lineage: Eukaryota; Fungi; Ascomycota; Eurotiomycetes; Chaetothyriales; Cyphellophoraceae. Gene Ontology annotation, molecular function: ATP binding; ATP-dependent chromatin remodeler activity; DNA binding. The coding region runs from base 1 to 2811 and encodes 936 amino acids. The record is from RefSeq and is a predicted model, not a curated record. Gene Ontology annotation, cellular component: nucleus.